AGAAAAGAAAAUUUUGGUUGCGCCUCGGAGACUUAAAUACAUAAAAUUGUGACCGUCCGCUUACAUAAUUCGGUCCAACUGCGGAAUUACCUUACACCUACGAACCGCGUUUCAAUGGAAGUGAUCCGUGCUCACCUCAUCAACCUCAGGCCUAUCUUUCUGCCUACCUACCUAGAAAUAGUCGUUUUCAUCAUCUAACAUAGUCGCAUCGCAUACAUCGACGUUGCCAUCGCGACACGACCCGCCAAGAUGGACGCCGCAACGAUCGAAGAGACCAACAGAAUUCGUGUCUCCCUGGGAAUGAAGCCUCUGCCUGUCCCAGGAACAGAUAAAACCAGCCAAACUCAGUCAAUGUACGCGGAUGGUGAUGCACCCAGCACACUAGAGAGCCGCCAAGCUCAGGCCUACGAAAACUACAACAAAGUCAUCGAAGCGGAAAAGGCAAAGAAGAGGCGCGAAGAGAAAGCUGCAGCUGUCCGAAAAGCCCGGGAGCAGGCGCAACGAAAUGCAGUUCUAGAGGGCAAAGGCUUUGGAGAAGCCGAAGAGGGUGGCGAUCUUAGCGCCAAAGACUGGCUCAUAGGCCAAAAGAAGCGACAGAAGAAGAUUGCCAAAGUCAGAAAAUUGGAAGAGGAGCUGGCCGCAGCCGAGGCUGAAGCUGCUGCUGCAGUUCAGUAUACUUCCAAGGAUCUUGCUGGUAUCAAAGUUGGACAUGACACAGCGGCUUUCCUCGAUGGCGAAGACCAAAUUCUCACCCUUAAGGAUACAACUAUUGAUGAGAACGAGGAAGAAGGCGACGAGCUGGAGAAUCUAAACAUGCGCGAGGCCGAAAAGCUUGCUGAGAGACUUGACAACAAGAAGAAGAAACCGGGUUAUAACCCUCUAGAUGACGACGAGGAGGGUGAGCGUGGUAUUCUGUCACACUACGAUGAGGAGAUCGAGGGCAAGAAAUCCAAGAAGUUCACACUCGACACAAGUGGCGUCAUUGCAGAGCUCUCAGAUAUUCUUGAGAAGCCGGUUGACAAGACAAAGAAUGGCCAGAACGUGAGCUUGGACGACGUUAUUGGCGAUGCUCCUAUCUCUUCAGACUAUAUAGAUCCCUCACAGAUCAAAGUCAAGAAGCCUAAAAAGAAGAAGGGCAAGAAGGGAACCAGACAAAAGCCUACAGACGAUGAUGAUCUCUUUCCUGCUGGAACAACUCCCAUAGAUGACGCGAUGGACGUCGACUCAAAAGACACGACGACAAAGAAGAGAAAGGCAGUCGAUGAUACUUUUGUGGAUGAUGACGACCUUCAAGCAACACUCGCGAUCCAAAGAAAGAAUGCCUUGAAGAAGCGAAAGAAGGCCCGACCCGAAGACAUCGCCCGAUUGCUUAAGGAGGAUGACGAGCUAGAACCAGUAGAGCAACAAGAGGGUGGCCUUGUUCUCGAUGAAGUCUCAGAGUUUGUUGCAGGUCUAAGUAAACCCGGCGAAAGCGAAGAGCGCAAGCCCAGAAGACCAAAGACUGUGUCAAAAUCCCCAGAACCCGAUGACGAUCACCCCAUGGGUGACGAUGCAGAAGUGGUUGAAGAGAAGCCCCAAUCAUCAGCUGUCGAGGAUUUGGAUGAGGCGGGCGUCGAAGAAGAGAAGGCCGUUGGUGCAGGCAUGGGCGCGGCGCUCGCGCUAUUAAGAGAGCGUGGUCUCGUGGAAGAUACACGUGGAGAUGCGGAAUAUACCAGCUUGCGAAACCGAGAAGACUUCCUCGCCAAGAAACGUCUUUUGGAAGAAGAGCUGGACGAGCAGGCACGCGCCCAGCGAGAGCGUGACCGUACAAGUGGCAAGCUGGAUAGAAUGUCGGUUCGUGAGCGUGAGGAGUGGGCACGUCAACAAAACACCUGGCGAGAUCAGCAGCAGUCUCGACGCAUGGCCGAGCUGUUCUCAGCAGGAUACAAACCCAACGUCGACAUCAAGUACACCGAUGACCACGGCCGUUCUCUUGACCACAAGGAGGCGUUCAAGUACAUGAGCCACAAGUUCCAUGGCAAGGGAAGCGGUAAGGGCAAGACAGAGAAGCGGCUCAAGAAGAUCGAGGACGAGAAGCGACGCGAAGCACAGAGCAUGUUUGACGCAAGUUCUGCCGGUAUGAGUCUGGCAGCUCAACAGCAGCUCAAGAAGCGACGGGAAGCUGGCGUACGACUUGCAUAAUUCACUUGACUUUUUAUCAACAGAAUGGAGUUGGGGGCUACGAAUAGUAAUACCGGCAAUGGACAAUUCAGAUCAACGAAAAGGUGCUUUUACCCUUUGCUCAUGUGCUUAUUUGAGAUUUCAUUUCUGGCUGACACCAAGUGAAGAUUUAGAUCCAAGGUAUGUUUUGUGUGUUCAACUAACUCUAGCCUAGGCUCCUGUCCCCCUUUGUUCGGUUCCCACGGCAGCCUCUUUUUUGACAGCCCCUUGAUUCUUGCAGUCCCCAGGAAAAUGCAAGCUCAGGGCAUCAGCUUCAAGUGAAACAUUGCCCCUGUCAUCAUUUCUCUACCAUAGACUGUCCUUUGUUCUCAGCCGCCAUCUCGUUCCAGGUCCUCUUCAUGUCUCUCAUUGCCUCAUCCACCUCCCCUUCCAUAGCCUGCGCCAUCUUCAAAGCCAGGGUCGACUCCUGACCUGACUUACCAGCUGAUGAUGAGAACAAUGGUAGGGGGAUCGCACUGUUGUGGUGGCUGGAGUUCUUCACCUUGGUAAGGGUGAGUCCAGAAGGGUAUUGGGAAGCCAUGAUAGUUCGUAAAAUUGAGAACCUAGAAUGAUUAGCUGGGUGAACUGUUGGUGACUUACCUGCAACAACCUGCCAGCUGGAGAUGAUGGUUAGUUGAAUGGUUCUUGGUGUCUGGGCUGGCACAAACGAGCUUCUUAUACCCCAGAUACUAAUUGUCAGUGAUCUGUGAAUAUGCAAAGGUUCAACGAAUAUGACCUUUGUAAAAAAAAAAUGGCGUUGGUGAUUGUCUUGUGUGCUCUGCGCAUAUACGUGGUUGUUCAGAGAAUCAGUAAAGUUGAACUGCUGGAAAAAGUUGCUGUUCACUUCAACUCUUUCAAACAACGCACUAGAAACAGAACAUCAGUAUAUAUCAUAAUGUAAAGAAAUCAAUUUCGUGUAUCCUAGGUGUCUAUAAGGGGGA
This is a messenger RNA of Fusarium verticillioides 7600, 3140 nucleotides long. RefSeq lists its product as hypothetical. Gene Ontology annotation, biological process: maturation of 5S rRNA; mRNA cis splicing, via spliceosome. NCBI's taxonomy places the organism in Eukaryota, Fungi, Ascomycota, Sordariomycetes, Hypocreales, Nectriaceae. The transcript has 2 exons. The record is from RefSeq and is a predicted model, not a curated record. Gene Ontology annotation, cellular component: U4/U6 x U5 tri-snRNP complex. The coding region runs from base 250 to 2181 and encodes 643 amino acids.